Molecule: messenger RNA, 4459 nt
Organism: Anguilla rostrata (American eel)
Lineage: Eukaryota; Metazoa; Chordata; Actinopteri; Anguilliformes; Anguillidae
Gene: arhgef1
Product: Rho guanine nucleotide exchange factor (GEF) 1b
Exons: 30
Coding region: 1-3147 (1048 amino acids)
Biological process (GO): G protein-coupled receptor signaling pathway; intracellular signal transduction
Cellular component (GO): cytoplasm
Molecular function (GO): G protein-coupled receptor binding; guanyl-nucleotide exchange factor activity
Source: RefSeq, a predicted model, not a curated record
AUGAGAAAUAGCUCACCUCACCUAAACUCACUUUCCUUCUCCCCCCCCCCCCCCCUCCCUGGCUCCCUCGCUCCCUCUCUCACUCAGCUGUGCUACCUCCAUGCUGACCUCUUCAGGCAGUUCAGUGCCAAAGAGACCAAGAAGCAUUUUGUGGAUUUCUACAACACCUUCCUGGACAAGGGUGCAUUUCUCAGAGUGCCCGUACCCCCUCACGUGGCCUACGAGUUGGACCGCACGCGACCGGACCUGCUCACCGAGGAGGUGCAGAAGCGCUUCGCUCAGGACAUACAGAACCUGCUGGCGCCGGACGUCCUGAGACAGCUGGAGGACUUCAAGCAGAAGAGGAUGAUGGGAAUGACCCCCAACGAGCAGGGCCUGGCGGAAGUGGAGACCCACAGGCCUACGGAGAGGAUCCCCCUGGAGAUGAAGGAGAAGGCCGUGGCCGAGGCCCUGCUGGACAAGAUGUCCGAGAUGCACCCCGUCAUCGGCACAGAUGAGGAGAAAUUCUCCUCCAUCUUUGGAGCAGUGGUCUCCUACAUGAAGCACCUUGGAGUGAAGACGAAGGCCACGGACAGUAAGAAGUCCAGGGGCUUCUUCAGGAAGAAGAUUCCGGGCAUGAAGAAGAGUGAGGAUUCCACCAAGUCUAAGCAGAGGUUUCCCAACAUCCUCAGCGAGACGGCGCGCUGGAUCGGGGGCGGCAAUGUUGAAAUCAAAACGGCUAAAUUGGAGAACGAAGGCGACAGAGAGAAGGCGAUCCAGGAGCGAAAGGGUUGCAGUGGCCCCGCCCCUUCCGGCCGCAUGGCGGCCCCCGAGCCCGCCCAGGCGUCCUUCCCCUACAGGAAGCCAGCGCCCACGCUGGCCUCGGGGAGCCUCCAGGGGUCGGAGGGCAGCGAGGGGUCAGGGGUCAGCAUCAGCGUGACCUCCAGCCCGGACUCCCCCCACAGCGAGCUGUGUCUGACCAGCAGCCGCUCGGACCCCCAGUCUGUGUCCGAAUCCGGGGACCUGUCUCCCGCCGGGAUAAUGGGGACCCUGUCCGUCUGGGAGCCCCAGCCCGCCAGCGACAACCCCCCGGAGGAUGGCCAGGACAAAGAGAGACGCAAGCCAAGGCUGCGUCUGGGCCGCAGCGAGAGCCUGUGUGCGGAGAGGCAUCGCUCUCUCCGCGGAAACAGCGCACGAGGGAAGCAGUCUCGCUCCCGCAGCGACGUGGACCUGCAGGCGGCCGCCACCGCCACCGCCGCGCACCCCCCCUCACCAUUCCCCCAGCGCUGCACUCUUGCUGACAGUGGGGCGACGCCCUCGGAGAGCUCCCUCCCCGGCCUGGCCAACUCAGGCCCCUCCCCCACGCAGGAGGAGCUGGAGCCGAGGCUCCUGGAGCUGGAGCAGGAACCGCCCAAGUGGAGGGAGCAGGCCUCUAGCGACGCCCUUAGCAACCUCAGCAAGAAGGAGAUCAAGAGACAGGAGGUUAUCAACGAGCUGUUUGCGACGGAGAUGGCUCACGUGUGCAUGCUGAGCGUCCUGCAGAACGUGUUCUUCCGCCCGCUGGAGCGCGAGAUGAUCAUGCCCCUGACGGAGCUCGCCGCCAUCUUCCCCAGCCUGGACGAGAUCAUCGACUUGCACUAUGCCUUCUACGAGAGCCUGAAGAAGCUGCGGGUGGAGGACAACUACAUCGUCAGAUCCGUGGGAGCGACGCUCCUGCACAUGUUUAACGGUGCAGAGGGUGAAUGGUUCCAGAAGCUCACCGCUCGCUUCUGCAGUCACCAGACCUAUGCCCUGGAGCAGAUCAAAGCCAGACAGAAGAAAGACCCGCGAUUCAACACCUUCAUACUGGAGGCCGAGAGCAAGCCACAGUGCAGGAGACUGCAGCUGAAGGACAUCAUCCCCAGAGAGAUGCAGAGACUCACCAAGUACCCACUGCUGCUGGAGAACAUCGCCAAGAACACAGAGGACAGCGCCGAGCAAGCUAGCGUCCAGCAGGCCGCCGAGUGCUGCCGUAAAAUCCUCAACCACGUCAACGAGGAAGUGAAGGAGAUGGAGAACCUGCUGACCCUGAAGGACUACCAGCGCAGGCUGGACACGUCAGGCCUCAAGCCCAGCAACGAGCUGUACACAGAGUACAAGAGCCUUGACCUGACUCAGAGGAAGAUGAUCUACGAGGGGCCCCUCACCUGGAGAGUCACGAAAGAGAAAGCUCUCGACGUGCAGUGUGUGCUGCUGGGGGACCUGCUGGUGCUGCUGCAGAGGCAGGACGACAGGAUGGUGCUCAAGUGCCAGAGCAAGAGCAGCGGGGGGGUGCAGGAGGGGAAGCAGAUGCUCAGUCCCGUCAUCAAGCUGGACUCCGCCUUCCUGAGGGAGGUGGCCACAGACAACAAGGCCUUCUACGUGAUCUUCACCUGGGACAGCGGGGCUCAGAUCUACGAGCUGGUGGCGCACUCCGUGGUGGAGAGGAAGAACUGGACAGGGCUGAUCAAGACCGAGAUGGACGAGCUCAAGCAGACCAGGAGCUCCAGCAUAGAGAGACAGCGGACCAGCAGCCUGGGAACAAUGGGAGGAGCACUGCUCUACAGCCCCACCACUCUGCAGCCCCCGUCGAGCCCCACAGAGAACGGAGACCUGGCUCUGAAGCACAGCUCUGAUCAAGAUAAGGAUAGCCUGUCUGAAGAGAAGGGCGGGGACUCAAACCAUUCACUGAUGGAUUAUUUCUCGGCCAAUGGCUUCGAUUUGAUCGCUCACAAUAACUCCCCGCAGGAGAAGAUGGCCAAUGGGGCUCUGGAAGAAGUCACAUCCCUGAAGAGUAUAUUUGCGGCCGGCCAAUCAGAGAACUCGCUGCCCGAGAGCGAAAACGGCGGCGUGGCCUCUGAUAGGCUGGAUCAGGAGGCAGAGAGCUGUCAGUCAGCAGAAGAAGGAGCUGGUCAGGAGGGAACGGUGGACGGGGAGCAGGCAGGAGGAGAGGACGGAGAGACGAAGGACAGAGAAGAUGGAGGGGCCGGCGGGCCGCUGGCGCUGUCGCCGGAGAGGGUGGAGGAGGUGCAGAGGCGUCUCCUGAGCCUGGAGCAACAGCUGAAGCAGCUGCAGGCCCUGGAGGAGGAGCACCACCGGCUGCAGGGGCUCCUCUCCAAGCUCGCUCUCUCAGGGGGCAGCUUUCAGUGACGCCUGCCGCCACCUGCUGGACAUCAGAUCACUGUAGUUGCUGGACUUGAGUGGAAGAGUGACUUUGGGGGGGGGGAGGGGGGGGAUUGAUUAGUGCUGCCUGGAACUUCCUGCUUGCCCUCUCUCCGCCCGAGUGCUAUCUCCGCCUCUUCACUGAAGAUUGACAGCGAAUCAUAACCAAUCGCAGAGCUCCGGCGAAGGUCUUUGCUCAAGUGCAGUGCUCCAGCAGCGCAGGAGGGGGAGUGUGAGCGCGUGCGUGUCCGUGUCCAUCUGUCCCAGCGUCUUUGUGUGUGACGGACAGAGAGGUUGGCAAACGGGGUCCAAAGCCAGGGCAGUAUUUUGCUGUUAGUUAUAAACUGUGCUGUAACACAAUCGCACACACACACACACACACACACACACACACACGCACACACACACACUCUCCAGGGUCUGCUGAGAGGAUGCUGUGCUUCCAGUGAAGUUAUUGAACGGUCAGUGACACAGUGAGAAGAAGUAUGGGCCCCAUUACCGGUCCUCAUGCUGAUAACAGUAUUAAUGACAGUGAGACCUGCAAUCGCGCUUGUGUGUAUACAGCUAGCUGAAGUCCACAGUCAUAGCCAAACUAAAUUUCAUCUUUGAAAAUACUUAUUGCUAUUAUCAUUUGUAAUAUAUCUGUUUGAUGAUGACCUCUAUUUGGUCUUCCAUCAUUAAAACAAGUAGUAUGUGUGUAUAUGUGCUAUACAGUACAGAUGUUUUUUUGAAGAAAAAAAAUAUCUUUGAAGCAAUCAUAAUGGAGUUACUUUUUUGCUGUAUUUAAUUUCAAACCAAGUGAAAGUGUAUUGGUAUAUGUUUUUAUUUAGAUCUUUUGGUUUUGCAUCGCCUCUUCAUCGCAGUUGGGGGUGUGUGUUGUGUGCCAUUGUUUGAUUGGAGAGAGAAGAGUACAUUAGCGGAUGCAGAGAAGGAACAGGAUGUAGGGGUGAGCUGGUGAAGGGCGACAGGGAAGAGAAGAAACAGGGAUGGAGGGUGAGAGACAAAUAACUACAGAAGAAUAAAUUCAGUUCUUCAGUUGAGGGUAAAUGUAGAAAGUAAGUGGAUGUGUGCAGGUGUGGAAGUGUAUUUUACGUACUGUACUGUACGAAGCCACUGGCAAUCACACUGGCCUACCAGCACUGUAAAGGCUAAUGGCAUUCAGACAUAUGCGCUUAGAUGUGCGUGCACACACACACACACACAAACACACACACACACACACACACACACACACACACACACACACACACACACACACACACACACACAGGCUUACCAGCACUGUAGAGGCUAAUGACAU